AUGUCGAGGCGCAAGUGCGAGGCAGACCAGGAUUUUCUUUCUGCCCUGUGCAAGAAGUACAGCUUGGACAUUGUUCGUUUCAAGGGCAGCGCCGAGAUCGAGCAGACGAUUGCAGAGUACAGGGAUUUCCUCGUCGAGUGCGCCGCGGUCACGACUCGCCUGGGGCACCCCGACUUGGCCAAGCAAGCCAAGAAGUAUGCCCCAGAGAAGUCCGCAACCGAACUGACCAGUUGGGCCAUUGCGAUGAAGAACGGGCUGAGCUACUGCGCGGCGCACCGCAGCAAGGACGUCAAGAAGGUUUCGCCAGCCAUGGCUGCGGUGAUCGCGGCCAUGCGCGACCAGGGCUCGAGCCCGACCGCCGCUGCGCAAGGGCCGAGCCCGACCGCCGCGGCGCCAGGGCCGAGCACGGCCGCCGCGGGGCCGCGGUCGCCCGCGAAGAAACGCAGGAGCGUCGCAGGGUUAUACGGGAUGGCCACGCCGAAGAAAUCCUCGGCGGUGAUGGACUUGGAGUCGCCCGAGUUGAUCGUGGCGUCCCAGGACGCGCCGCGCGACGGCGAGGCCGCCGCAGGAGCUGCCGAGCAGGAGUCGUCGCAGCAGGAGCUCGCGGGCAGCGAGGCCGCCAGGCCCCAGGAGAUCAUUACCAUCGACUACGCGACCAUGGAAUUGAAGUUCCUGAGUGACGACGGCACCGAGACGGCUUUGCCGCUCGCGCCAGGGCCGAAAGGGUUCUGCGUGGCGCGCGGCGCCGCCGGGCCGAUCGAGACCGAGGUGACGAAUGUCACGUACGCCGCCUGGGAGGAAGGGUUGCCUAAGAGGGGGAAGCCCGCAGGAAAAAUCUCCAAGAAGCCAGCGGCCGCGGAGCAGCCCGCCAUCGUCGAGAAGGGCGCCGUGAAGAAAAAGCCGAGCAUGACCAGCGCCGAGGAGGAAGCCGCCGUCGCCACCGCGACCGCAGACGAGCGCGGCGCUCCAAAGGGGGCCGCGGCGGCGGCCAUGAGGAGGCCAGCAGCGGCCAGGAAGAGGCCAGCAGCGGCCACGUUCGAUUUCCAUGCGCAGGAGAUCGGCCCAUCGAUGUACUACAAGAAUUCGCACAGCGUCGCCCUGCGCCUGGCUGGCGGCGGGUCGCAAAUAUUCUCCAUCGGCGGCAAGAAUUGUACGAGUUCAAAGGAGGAGAUGAAAGAGGUCGGGGAAGACGUAAGGCAGCAGCUGAACGACGGCACGCUCCUGUUCGAGGACGCGUGGGAGUAUGCGAGGUCCCACCUUGCGUGGGCGCCGUAG
Molecule: messenger RNA, 1275 nt
Organism: Prorocentrum cordatum
Lineage: Eukaryota; Dinophyceae; Prorocentrales; Prorocentraceae
Source: the annotation of a GenBank genome assembly